Messenger RNA from Sorghum bicolor (sorghum), 968 nucleotides. RefSeq names its product embryo-specific protein ATS3A. The coding region runs from base 166 to 735 and encodes 189 amino acids. NCBI's taxonomy places the organism in Eukaryota, Viridiplantae, Streptophyta, Magnoliopsida, Poales, Poaceae. Gene Ontology annotation, molecular function: protein binding. The record is from RefSeq and is a predicted model, not a curated record. The transcript has a single exon.
ACAUGGCAUCUCCACGCUGCUCACCUUGAGGCUUGAGCUGCUGCUCACUUGGAGAGUUGAAAAUCUGGAGCAAGAGCAAGUAGUGAGCAACCAACCACCAUCUUUCUCUCCGUCUCCCUCUCCGCUUGCCCAGUCCGGCCUCGCUCGCAAUUCGGUCAACUGCCCAUGGCCUCCAGCACCGUACCACCGCAGCGCGUCGCCUUGCUGGCGCUCGCCGUCCUCUACCUCUCCCUCCCCGCCUCGUCCCAUCCGCUCCCGCGGGAAGCAGCUACGGCGGCGGCAGGCGAGGCGUCCGAGCCCGACGAUGCCGCCGCCGCCGUGGCGCGGCGCGCGUGCACGUACACGGUGCAGAUCAAGACGAGCUGCUCGUCCCCGCGGAGCUCCGCGGACGCGGUGAGCCUCGCGUUCGGUGACGCGUACCGCAACGAGGUAUACGCGGCGCGGCUGACGCCGCGGUACGGCUUCGAGCGCUGCGCCACGGACACGUUCCGGGUGUCCGGCCCCUGCGGCUACGGCGUCUGCUACCUCUACCUCCGCCGGUCGGGCCGCGCCGGGUGGACGCCCGAGUGGGUCAGGGUGUACGAGCCCGCGACGUCGGCCACGCCCUCCACCUUCUACUACGGCGACCCGCUCCCCGACGGCGUCUGGUACGGCUUCGACCGCUGCGUCGCCGCCGGCGCCGGAGCCGGAGCGGGCACCUCGUCCGAGCCUGGUGCCGCGGCGCAGGCGCUGUGACGGACGGACGCCGCCGGCCGGGUUCACGGGUUUAUUUGCCCUCUCCAUGCGGUGGCGGUGGGCGCGGGAGCACAGCGGCGCCACUCGUGGCGGUGUGAAUUGUGAUGGCGAUGAUUGCUGGGGCACCACGGCGCGUUUGUUUGUGAUAAUUAUUCAUUUGCGUCGUUGCUACUAGUAGUUUCCUUUUUUUCGUUUAUUUGUUAUUGUUAUACAAAAAAAAGUACCGAACUCCU